GUUAUGAGGGAUGGGAUGCAUGUCGCGAGCACAACAGGACAGCAAGCAACCCCCAUGUUGAGUACAUGCGCAUCUGGUACCACGGAUACUCCACCUAUCGACCGUCCACAAAUGGUGUUCCACGACGGCUUCCACGCCACGGCUCCACUCUCCCACUCCGCGCCAGUUCAGACAUUGCUUGCUCUCCCACCUCCCACCCUCUUCUCCAUCUUUUUCGAAGUUGGGGUGUCUGGAGACCCCGCAUUCAGUUUUGCGAGGGCAUACAACCGAAACCGCGGGCGCGUAUGAGAUACCGGACUAGCCAGGAGGUGAUGGAGGGUGAGCGCAAAGUAGUGGAGGGUGAUGGGGAAAACGAGGAGGGCCAAGGACAUCGGACGGAGAUGAGAUCAGAAGGCCGUUGAAGCGAGGCAGAGAGAGAGACUAAGAGGUGCAGCGGGAGGAGCGGAGUUAUCUUGGGGCCCUUUUUGGUACGUAUGGGGGCAGCUACCAACGGCUGGGUCGCCUUCGCCCCAUCCCACGCCGACUUCGCAACGAGACCCUUUCGCAUCUGCGCUCAACAUUUCGCCAUGGUGGCGCUGAGAUCGUUAAACGGACGCGCCGCGCUGUGCCCACUGUGCGUGCAUACCCUGACCUGGCGUCGGACGGCGAGAGUCCAAGCACCGUCCCAAUCUCCACCUUCUGUGGGCGGUGGGUGACGAGUGAGCGGCACAUCGUAAAGCAAGGGGGUGCUAAGUAACUUUCCGACAGCGGGUGGGCAUUGCGUUUUGAUGCUUCAACUGUCCCCGUCCCCGUCUUUCAUCUUUCCUCUCCAUCCAUCGUCUUGCAUCUCAGCCACUCACUUUAGGCCGCCUUGGAAGGGCUGUGACAGCGAGUGGCUGACAUAUCAUUACCACAUUUGGGUGACCGUCAAGACAUCGGGCGAGGUGGAUGAGGAGGAGCCAUGGACUGAGAUGGAGCACCUCAGCUCUCAGACAUUUUUAUUUCCCCCGCUCUGGUGGAGGUUAUUUUACCAGGCCCUUGUACCCUGUUAGCCUGCUACUAUGAGAAGUUGGACCUUCUGGCGUUGAAUCUAGUGGCUUUCGAAGGCUGCUAGUAUACCUAGCGUGGCAGUAGUAUAUACUACUGCCACUACUGCCACUACUGCGCAUACUACUGUAUAGCACAACUUUUUAAUAUCGAGGCCUCAUGUCGAGCGCCUCCCUUCUGGAAUCUUUCCAAUUCGGUAAGCACGUGCCGACCCCGAACCCCAGAUUCCACUCGGAUACUGCUGGAAGGCUUGGAAGACCGGGAAGACUCCUGGAUGACAAUCUCCUGCACCGACUAAGCAGGCCCAGCAUAUCCAACAAAGCCCCGUCACUGGUCAGAACGCUUCCACAUCCUCGCCGGGUGUUAUGGACCUACUUCAAGGUUCCCUUACUAGCUACAUAAUCAACGCUACUAAUCCCAUCUAUCUGCGCCCCGCGCGCUACAGACCGACUGUUGCUUCUACUCCUUCGUCUCAUCUGUACAUACUUGCAUACUCACACUUGCCGAUUCACCCUCUCACCUCGCACCUUUAACUACCUUCGAGUACCGCACCUCUCUCUUUUACCCCACGACAUAUCACCAUACUGCAUGAUACUACACCCCUCUUUCCCCCUUCACCCCUCUCCUACUACUACCGCUACUACCAACUACUGUACCUCGAUAAUGCACACUACUCGGGAAACGAGCCCAAUCUAGGAUUCCCCAUCGUCCGAAAGAUUGAGUUUUUACUACCCUUGCCCGCCUACCUCACCCUAGUCGGCGCCUCGUUGUGAAAAGCUGCGGAAAGGGACACUGCAGCUGCCUCGCAUCCUUAGCAACCGCCACCAAAGCGCUCAGAUGGUGGCUGCACGUUGAAGUAGGCUACCAAAGAACGAAAUACGCCAGAAAAACAUCCACCCCACCCCCUCAAUAUACCCUCACAGUUCGGCUCGCUUUCCUUCAAAUACAGGCCAGUCGCACGGCAACUAACGGCGGCCCCUCUCUUUCCUUGGACAUCAUCGAUAUAUCGGGCCUCAACUCAAGACAGCCAAUAAUCGACGUGACGUCGCAUUGCAUCUGUACCUGUUUUCCUGCCCGGGUAAUAUCACGGGGGUAUAACUACAACUCGUGGUACUAGAGUUCCCUUCGUCUGGCACCCAAAGCCAUGGCCAUGUCGAACUCGUCCCGAGAUAACUCACCAGCGGCCUCAGAGUCUACACAAGGCAAGCACUACCCAAUGUCGCGCGAUAACUUCGCCAUCGAUCUGCCCUCCCCACACCUAUCGGCGACGUCGAACGGCGUUAUCAAAUCGCCGAACUCUCUCAAAUCCCCCACUGACCGACGCGGCCUGAGUUUCAGCCGUGAAGGCAUCCUCGGAUCGGCCCAGAAGGCGCGGAACCUGUCCCAGUCAUCGGGAGACCGGGAUUCUACCACGAAUGGAAAUGGACUGCAGAACAGGAAGGACAGUGAUGAUGGAAUUAACCCUCUCAAAAGGAGGAAUACAGAUGCAGGAAGUGACUAUCCCAGGCGGAGGGCUACUAUAGCUUGCGAGAUAUGCAGGUCACGGAAAUCGCGCUGCGAUGGGUCGAAGCCAAAGUGCCGGCUCUGCGUUGAGCUCGGCGCAGAGUGCAUUUAUCGUGAGCCUGGCAUCAAGCUCGAUGCUGGGGAUAAGCUCAUUCUGGAACACCUUUCACGCAUAGAGGGUCUUUUACAGUCAAAUCUAGUGAGCCAGACAAAUCAAUUGGCUCUUACGUCGGGAUCGCCAGCUGUCAGCAGCAGCACGGCUAUCAGCAAUGAAGAGAUGAUCCAGAAUCACGUAAACUUCGUUUCUAUGAUUCCAGUUACUGGUCUUGGAACGUGGACCAGCCCGCCCACCAACAUUUCCACAAUGCCAAAAGAGCACACGAACGCAGCGCUCCACCUCCUCCAGUGGCCUGUCAUCCGCGAUCUGGUAUCUCGGCCUUACGACCCGCAAAUUCUACUUCAAUUGGAGAUGUCUCGCGAACCACUCACCCUACCGAAAUCGCUGCGUCUCGACCUCUCCAACACAGCAGCAUACAUCCGAGCAUUCUUCUCGCGGGUCAAUGUAUGGUAUGCAGUUGUUAACCCCUUCAACUGGCCGAGUCACUACCGCGUUGCGCUAUCUAACGGUUUCCGCGAAGGACCAGAGUCCUGCAUCGUCCUCCUCGUCUUGGCCUUGGGACAGGCGUCAGUACACGGUUCCAUUUCCAGGGUACCGCUCUCGGAGGAGACGCCAGGACUCUCGUUCUUCGCGUCUGCAUGGGCCAUUUUACCAGCCCUCAUGACGCGCAACACGGUGCUAAGCGCACAGUGCAUGGUUCUAGCUUCGGCGUACCUUUUCUAUCUAGUCCGUCCCCUGGAGGCAUGGACGCUGCUGAGCAGCACCAGCACGAAGCUCCAGCUCCUUCUUUCAGGACCUGGGCGCGUACCUCCGGAGGAGCGCGAGCUGAGCGAGAGGGUGUACUGGAAUGCUCUGCUCUUCGAGUCUGAUCUCCUGGCUGAGCUCGAUCUCCCUCAUUCUGGUAUUGUCCAGUUUGAGGAAUGCGUCGGGCUUCCAGGUGGAUUCGUUGAGUUCGAGCACUUUGAUCAUAUGGAGGAUCCCGAGGCUGCGGACAACGCGCAGUUUGUCGGCCGCGACGAGCUGUGGUACUUCCUAGCUGAAAUCGCCCUCAGGCGACUGCUGAAUAGAGUGAGCCAGCUCAUCUACAGCAAAGACAGCGUAGCGACGAUGAGUGCUCUGGAGCCAGUCGUAGCCGAACUGGACUUCCAGCUGGGACAGUGGUACGAGAGUCUCCCGCUGGCCCUGCAGUUCCCAUACACGCGAGGCCUCCUGGCCGACCCGGUCCAGACCGUGCUUCGUCUGCGCUUUUAUGCAUGCAGGACUAUAAUCUUCCGACCGUAUAUCUUGGCCGUCCUGGACAACGAGGCAGCGGCUUUGGAUCCCGCGGUUCGCGAGAACUGUCGCAAGUGUCUCGAUGCCGCGAUUCGCCAAUUGGAGAACAUAACGGCACACCACGCAGGUCACAUGCCAUAUCUCUGGCAAGGCGCGCUCUCCAUCGUAUCGCAGACCCUCCUCGUAAUGGGCGCCACCAUGUCCCCGUCGCUAGCGCCCCUCCUCCCACCCCCCGACCAAAUGGACGCCAUCAUCAACGGCGUCGUCGAAGAAAUCGCCCGCUACAGCCGUCUCGCGCCGUCUCUGGCCCUCUCGGCUGAGAUCAUUCGCGAAGCCGAGGCGCGCCGUCAAGACGCCCUAGGAGGCAUGGGUAUGCGCUGAGCUCCAUCACCCCCACACCACAACAAAGAUCAUCGUGACGGGCAAAAGUCGAGCCGCCUCGAGUCUAGGCCAGCACCCAGCCAGCGCGGGUGAUCCACCCAGGUUGCCCACACUCGCUUCAGCCAUCGAUUGGCUCAGCCCCGGUAGCGGCAGAGUGAGUGCGAAAGGCCCGACUUGACGGACGGGGUUCGAGGCCCUGGGAAGCGCCCCUUUCCUAUUUCCCCCCUGCUGGACCCAUUCGUGGUGGAGGGCGCGGGGCGGGGUUAUGUAGGCCAGUGUUGGAUUUGGGUGGUAGGAGCGUCGGUUGGCGGACCGCGGAUCCGGUCGGGGAUUUCGUCACGUGCGGGUUGGACGGCCCGCCGGGGAAUCUGCGGUCCGAGGAUCUGCCGGUGAGGUUGCUUGGAGGUGUCAAAGCACCGCUGUUUGGGCUGCAAUUGAGGGGAUUUGGGGACGUGGGUUGGAGGGGAGGAGGGAGGCUUCUUAUACCGGUGGAGAUGAGGUUUCGGGACAGGUUCCCGUCGUUUCCUUUUUUUGUCAGCUUUGAUGCCAUCGUCGGGGAAAGUCCGGCAUGUAUGGGAGAUGGGAGAGCAUGUGGAGGUGGGAUUGGAUGUCAUUGCUGGGUGUUAUUUUCUUUUUUGCGCGCAUACUACAUAUGUUUUUGCUGCGUACAUAUUUUGGUUCUGGGUUUUGUGGGAGUAAAGAGGAUGGGGU
This is a messenger RNA of Pseudogymnoascus verrucosus, 5011 nucleotides long. RefSeq lists its product as uncharacterized. Gene Ontology annotation, molecular function: DNA-binding transcription factor activity, RNA polymerase II-specific; zinc ion binding. Bases 2171 to 4300 code for a protein of 709 amino acids. The record is from RefSeq and is a predicted model, not a curated record. Lineage: Eukaryota; Fungi; Ascomycota; Leotiomycetes; Thelebolales; Thelebolaceae. Gene Ontology annotation, biological process: regulation of DNA-templated transcription. The transcript is spliced from 3 exons.